This is a messenger RNA of Drosophila guanche, 4903 nucleotides long. It is a transcript of the gene smg, whose product is annotated as protein Smaug. Gene Ontology annotation, cellular component: P-body. Bases 518 to 3955 code for a protein of 1145 amino acids. The record is from RefSeq and is a predicted model, not a curated record. The transcript has 5 exons. NCBI's taxonomy places the organism in Eukaryota, Metazoa, Arthropoda, Insecta, Diptera, Drosophilidae. Gene Ontology annotation, molecular function: protein binding; translation repressor activity; mRNA binding. Gene Ontology annotation, biological process: nuclear-transcribed mRNA poly(A) tail shortening; regulation of mRNA stability; negative regulation of translation.
UGGUUGCGCGUUCGGGAACAAAUAAUUAAUUAAUUUUGCUGAAAAAUAUGGACUAAACGGCAAGAAUGUUCAUAUAACCACAUGCAAGUGUGUGCAGUUCUCUAUCGCGGCUCGGAAAAGAAAAUACGUUGCGUGGAGGCGCAGCAAAUGUGUGGCUAAAAAAGGCGAUGUGUAGUUAUGAUUUAGCAAAAACAACAAGAAAAGCAUCCAGAAAGCGCUAAUAAAAAAUACACACAUACAUAUAGCGAAGGUGAAAAUUAUAAAUUAAUAAAUGUGCGCUCUGAUAGCAUAUCAAAUUAGCGAAAUAUGCUUAAAUUUCGUGUUUCGAAGCAAUCAAAACUGUGAAUUGCAACAGAAAAUAAUUUCAAGGUUUGCAGCAGGCGAAUAGAAAGCAAAAAGGAACAACGAUACCAAAUAAUCCAACAAAGAAGACGCCACAGUUGCAGUACCACAAAUAUAAACCACACUUAACAUAUUCCCAAAAACGGAACAAACAACAAACCGAAACAACAACGAGAUGAAGUACUCAACUGGCACAACAGACAACGGGAUGUCCUGCGGCAUCGACAGCAACUCAAACUCCAACAGUGCAUUGAAUGACAUGCAGCCCACAACCUCCACACCCACACAGGCACACUCCCACAAGGAGGCCAUAUCUACGACAACGCCCGCGAAAACAGGCGAUGCACAGACCACCCAUACCAAUACAAAUACCAAUACCAUUGCCAACAGCAACUGCAAUUCCAAUCCCAAUCCCCAUAAGCCGCCGAACGCGCUGUUCUGUGAGCAGGUGACCACAGUGACAAAUCUCUUUGAGAAGUGGAACGACUGCGAGCGAACCGUCGUGAUGUACGCGCUGCUGAAGCGUCUGCGCUAUCCGAGCCUCAAGUUUCUUCAGUAUUCGAUCGACAACAAUUUGACACAGAAUCUGGGCACUUCGCAGACGAAUCUGAGCAGCGUGGUCAUCGACAUCAAUGCCAACAAUCCGGUCUACUUGCAGAACCUGCUGAAUGCAUACAAAACAUUUCAGCCGUGCGAUGUGCUGGAUGGCAUGUCCUCUUCCUCCUCCGACAAAGACUCGAUGCCGUGCUAUGGCAGCGACUUUCAGAUCACCACCUCCUCGCAGUGUGAUGAGCGGAAGCUGUAUGCCCGCAAGGAGGAUAUACUCCACGAGGUGCUGAACAUGCUGCCGCUGCUGAAGCCGGGCAACGAUGAGGCCAAACUCAUCUACAUGACCCUGAUUCCGGCCGCUGUCAAAGACACCAUGCAGCAGAUUGUGCCCACGGAGCUGGUACAGCAGAUCUUCUCCUACUUACUCAUUCAUCCGGCCAUAAGCAACGAGGAUCGACGAUCGCUUAACAUCUGGCUGCGACACCUCGAGGACCACAUUCAGGCAGCCGCCGCUGGGCUCACGAAUCGUAGCUACUUCCUGCAGCCAUCGCCACAGCUGGUGGCGGGCACCAGCUCCACGGGCAGCUCAUCGGCAGCUAGUUCCUCGGCCGCCUCCUGCUCGUCGGUGGCCUCUUCAUCGCUGAGCAACCUGGGGAGCAGCUUGUGCACCACCAGCACCACUAGCAGCUCGCGAUCGUCGCGCAGCAAUGACUGGCAAACGAUUGCACCGCCCAGCAAGCAGCAACAGCAGCAGCACAAGCUCACUGGCGGCGAUUGGCGUGGCAGCGGGGGCUCCAGCGGAUCGAUCAAUCCACUCUGUGAUAAUUUAAAUGGUAUUACCCUGAACGAAUUAGCUUCUAGUCAGAACAGCUUAGGCCUGUCGCUGGACAACAGCUCCUUGCUGGUUAACAGCGUCGUGGCGGGAGCAGCAGCGGGCUCAAUGCUUGUAAUCGGAGGCACCGACGACCAUGACACGUCCUUCAGCAAGAAUGGUACGGAAAUCAUCGACUUUGAGCCCCCCACUCUGGCAGAUGUUGGUGAGGCCAGCGGCAUAAGCAAUCUCUGUCAGCAGCCCUCCUCACAUCAUCUUCAACAACAGCUGCUGCAACCGCCUCCGUCAGGUCCACAGCUGCCCUACGCCUCGAUAUUGAUGGGCAAUGUGGGCGAUCAGUUUGGUGACAUCAAUCGCUGGAGUCUGGACAGCAAAAUCGCUGCUCUGAAGACGCGGCGAUCCAAUAGCUUGACAACUCAAACAAUUUCCAGCUGUUCAUCGUCAUCCAACUCCUCGGUGAUCACUGUCAACGACAACUGCUCCAAUUCCACGGAGAAUCUGGCACAGUUUGCCAACAAACCGAGGAGCUUUUCCCUCUCCAUUGAACAUCAGCGCGGAGCUAUGGCCAACAGUGGCUCGGAUACGCGACUGGAUGAGUUCAAGCCGGGUUACAUCAAGUUCCAGACCCGCAAUGUGGGCAUGUCGGGCAUAGGCCUCUGGCUGAAGUCUCUCCGACUGCACAAGUACAUUGAGCUGUUCAAGAAUAUGACCUACGAGGAGAUGCUGAUGAUUACUGAGGAUUUCCUCCAGAGCGUGGGCGUGACCAAGGGUGCCUCCCACAAGCUGGCCCUCUGCAUUGACAAGCUGAAGGAGCGCGCGCACAUUCUCAGCAGGGUGGAGCAGGAGCUGCACACCGGGCAGAUGAAGCUCAGUGCGGCUGUCGAGGAGCUCACACACAUUGUGCUGACGCCGAUGAAACCCGUAGAGGCCAUGGGGCCACCGGAGGAAAACAUUGGCCAUCGUUUCCUCAAGGUCAUCGACUUGGUCAGCAAUGCCGUUCAGGCGGAUCCCUACUGUAUCCAGGACGAUGAGACGAUGGGUGUAUUCAUGUGGAUUCUGGAUCGCUCUAUACAUAACGAGGCAUUCAUGAACCAUGCCAACCAACUCAAGGAACUCAAGUUUAAGCUGUCCAAGCUGAAAAUCUCCAUGGUCUCGAAGAUGCACCAUGUGAAGACUACCGGCGUACCCACUGGGGGCAACAUCAACAAACCCAGAUGGAAUGGCAAGAGUCGCAAGUGUGACACAAAGAAUGGCAGCAACGAUAGGAUUAACAAUCGCAAGAACUCCAACGACAUGUUGAAUUUCUCGCUGAACUGCCUGCAGCAUCCACUGCCGCAUCACCAGCAGCAACAACAGCCACCGCCACCGCCGCUCCAGCAAUUCGAGUACAACGGCUACGGCGGUCCGUCGCAUCAGCCACAGUAUAAGAGCUCUUCGUAUCCCAGCUUCAUGAACAAUCCUCAGCAGCAGCAGCAGCCACUCAAGUCGCAUCACCAUGCCCAGCAAAUGCAGCAGAUGCUGCAGCAGCACAAUCAUUUUCCUGCUUUGCCACAGCAGCCGGCACCGCAGACGCAUCGCCGCUCGCUGAACAACCUCAUUUUGGUGUCUGGUGGGCCACAGCAGCCGCAGCAAAUGAUCUUCAAGCCGGGCCAGGGAGUACUCACCAACAACAAUGGCUCCAACGACAGCCUGGUCAUGGAUUCAAGGAGUCAGCAGCAACAGCAGCAGCCACGCAAGCCCAGCCUUAACGGCCUGACCGGAAAUGGGAGUGUAAAUGGAGGAGUGUCCAGUUCGGAGCAGCAUCCAAAGAAGACCAUGGCCGCCGUGGUGAUGGUUAGUAGUAGUCAGAGUCAAGAGUCGCAACAGAGCGAUCAGCAGCAUACGCCUCAAAUUCUAAUCAACAACAACAAUAACAACAUACUGAACAACAAUUUGAUUAACCAGCAACAGCUGCAGUUGCUGGCGGCUGCUGCCGCUGCAGUCGGCAGUGGCAGCUGCCUAUGCCCAGGUCCUAGUGGUGGUGGUGGUGGCAGUAGUGGGGCCUGCAGCAAUAAUCUCUGCUUGCAGAGCAGCAAGAACAACAAUCACACUGCAGAUCAUUGCCUGUCCCAACCGCAGCGUCAGCUAAUCAGCCUGAGCAUGGCGCCGCACGAAUACAAAAUGAACGACUUCAAGAGCCUGGAACAGCUCGAGACGUUGUGCCGCCAAAUGACUGAACAGGCAAUGAACUGAGCCUCUGGGAUAAUUAUGUGGAACUUUGUGGCUGCCAGUAGUUUUUUUGUGUUCACUGCGUUUUGAAGCUUGAUUUCAUAAAACGAACAUGAAUGUGUUUUUAUAUCUAGUUCUGAAAAUUUGGCCAAAUUUGAUCAACAUUUUACGCUAUUCUAACAAAGACAAGCACACAAACACGACCCAAAACACAAGUCCACAGAUCCGAUACCCAAUCCCCCCCAAAGAAGACGACGAAAGAAAUGGUUUAUCUAGUAAAAAUUUACAUAAUGAACUCUGCAUCGUGACCAUGAGACUGACUAAGAUUACUUUUUCGCAACUAUAAACACUAGAAAGGAAGAAGGAGGAGGAGCAAGGAGAGCUGGAUAUGGAGGAGACGGACUGAGUAAUUGAGAAUUGUUUGAGCGAAUCAAAACCACGUUGCUUGCUGAAUGAAGUAGAACUCCCAUAAAUAACGGAUGUGUUUAUCUACAUAUACACAUGCACAUAAUUUAUUUUAAAUUUAAAGGAACAUAAUUGCUGAACACCGAGAACUACAAACAAAACCAAAAGCAAACCAAUCUUCGAAUAGGUUUCGAAAUGUUUCAAUGUUUUGUGUUUGUAAGUUGGUGAAUCGAUCGGAACUACAUAUUGUAUUUUGUAUUAAGUAAGGCGUAAACUAUCAUCCCAAUCCCCUCACCAUGUACCGUCGGACAACGUGUUGCACAUGCAGCCAGACGAACGUGCAUGAGAUCAUUGUCAUUAAUGUCUCCAUUGAUUCUAUACCUGUAACUCUACGAUUAAUGCUUAUGUUUCGCUUUAGUCAAUUGUUUAUUUGUAAACAUGGCAAGCCAAUCCAAUCGAUCGAUUUGUUAUGUUUUAGUUGUUUUUUUAGAUAUUUAUACACACGAGUAUAUAUUUACUACGUCUAUAGAUCGCAUCCUAAGCUUAAGACGGGCCAGAGCUGAACAC